Molecule: messenger RNA, 3079 nt
Organism: Venturia canescens
Lineage: Eukaryota; Metazoa; Arthropoda; Insecta; Hymenoptera; Ichneumonidae
Gene: GlnRS
Product: Glutaminyl-tRNA synthetase
Exons: 10
Coding region: 214-2562 (782 amino acids)
Biological process (GO): glutaminyl-tRNA aminoacylation; translation
Cellular component (GO): cytoplasm; cytosol; aminoacyl-tRNA synthetase multienzyme complex
Molecular function (GO): ATP binding; glutamine-tRNA ligase activity
Source: RefSeq, a predicted model, not a curated record
GUUACAGUGUGCUACACGGUGGCGAGUGGCGGAGUGGCGACAUUAGUUUGGUAGUUCAGUAGUUGGCUGUUGCCUGGGUUGCCUGUGCCUCUACUGUUGUAAUGUUACGUACGGAGCGUUACCUGGUUAUCCUUCAGUUCAUUUCUUUUGUGAGCCCGUUUUUCUUUCUUUAUAGUCUUCCGGAUGAAAAACCUGUUAGCGAGCCGGUAAAAAAUGAACAACGAGAUGGACGAGACGGUUAAAUUAUUGCGAUCGAUUGGUCUGAGUGAACAGAAGGCCAAAGAAACUUCAAAAAAUGUCCAAGUGACUAAAAAUUUGAGAGUUGCUAUAAAUGAGGCUUCCAAACAUGGAUCGAUUACUCCGGACAUUGGUACAUUAUUAUAUCAUCUAUCAUCAAAGAUAAAAGUUCAAAUAGCAGAUAAAAUACCUCUAGUAGCGGAAUAUAUAGCACUAAAAAAAUUGGACACAAGUCUGAGAAUUGAUGCAGCCCUGGAAUACAUUUUGAAUAACGUCACAAGCUCCAUUGACAUUCUGAAAUUCGAAGAAGCCUGUGGAGUUGGAGUUGUUGUUACUCCUGAGGAAAUUGAGGCAGAAGUUGAAAAAUUGAUUAAAAGAAACGAGAAAGAGAUUCAGGAAAAAAGAUAUCGAUUCAAUGCUGGACCACUUCUACAAGAAGUUCGAAAGGCCCUUAAAUGGGCUGAUGGUAAAGCCAUUAAAAAUGAGGUGGAUCUUCAAUUGUUGGAUUUGUUGGGUCCAAGAACUGAGGCCGAUUUAGCUCCUGUCCCAAAAAGCGGAAAGCAGAAAGGGAAAGAUGGAGACAAAGAGAAAAAAACAAAAAAUGCUCAACCGGAAACAAAAUCUGUGGAUACAACCAAAGAUUCUGAUUCAGCAAAUACUAUCAAUGAACUUAUGAAGACAAAAGUUCACUUCCAUAAACCUGGAGAAAAUUUCAAAACCGAAGGCUAUGUUGUUACACCGAAUACCGAACGUCUACUUGCGGAACAUCUGAAAAUCACUGGUGGAUUAGUCAGAACGAGAUUCCCGCCGGAGCCCAAUGGAAUUCUCCACAUUGGACAUGCUAAAGCAAUUAACAUCAACUUUGGAUACGCCGUGGCCCACAAUGGUUUGUGCUAUUUACGUUACGACGACACGAACCCGGAAAAAGAAGAAGAAAAAUUUUUCACGGGAAUACGAGAAAUGGUCGAAUGGUUGGGUUACAAACCAGCGAUGGUAACUCAUGCGUCUGACAACUUCCAACAGCUUUACGAAUGGGCUGUUAAAUUGAUCGAAAAAGGUCACGCCUACGUUUGUCAUCAGAGUAGCGACGAGAUGAAAGGAUUCAAUCCUCCCCCAAGUCCGUGGAGAGACAGGCCUGUAUCUGAAAGUUUGCAGUUGUUCGAGGAUAUGAAAAAUGGAUUACUCGAGGAAGGGGAAGCGACUCUUCGAAUGAAAGUGACUUUGGAAGAGGGAAAACAAGAUCCUGUUGCGUAUAGAAUAAAAUAUGCACCUCACCAUAGAACUGGGGAUAAAUGGUGCAUUUAUCCAACGUACGAUUUCACUCAUUGUCUGUGCGACAGCAUCGAAAACAUAACACAUUCGCUCUGUACUAAAGAAUUUCAAUCACGAAGAUCCUCUUAUUAUUGGCUCUGCAACGUUCUUGAUGUUUAUUGUCCUGUACAAUGGGAAUACGGACGAUUGAACAUCGGCUAUACCGUCGUUUCAAAAAGAAAAAUCGCCAAGCUUAUCGACGAAGGAGUCGUUUCUGAUUGGGAUGACCCAAGACUAUUCACGUUGACGGCAUUGCGAAGACGUGGAUUUCCACCGACGGCGAUUAAUAAUUUCUGCGCCCAAAUGGGCGUUACCGGAGCCCAAGUGGUCGUCGAUCCGGCAAAUCUCGAAGCCUCGGUUCGAGACGUUUUGAACAAUUCAGCACCUCGUCAUAUGGUUGUUCUCGAUCCUAUCAAAGUUACGAUCAUUAAUUUUUCUCAAGAAGAUCCGAUAACACUUAAUGUCCCGGAUUUUCCCAAUGAUCUUGAAAAAGGACAUCAUUCGAUCACUUUCUCAGACGUCGUUUAUAUCGAAGCUUCUGACUUCAAAGAGGAAGAAGAAAAAGGAUUCCGUCGCUUAUCACCGAAACAAGCGGUUGGUUUGAAACACGCCGGAGUUGUUUUAACACUUCAAAAAGUAGACAAAGACGCCAGCGGAAAUAUAACGAACUUGACAGUGAAACAAGAGCCCGUUUCAGACAAAAAUAAGCCAAAGGCAUUUAUCCACUGGGUUUCAAAGCCAAAAAUCGCUUCAGUCCGGCUCUACGAACGACUGUUUAAUCACAAAAAUCCCGAAGACUCGAACCAAGUGCCUAAUGGAUUUUUAAGCGACAUCAAUCCUGCGAGCAAAAAAGAAGUUGUUGCUUAUAUUGACCAAUCUUUAGUUCCUUUGGCAACGCCUUUUACUCAAUUUCAAUUUGAACGACUCGGAUUUUUCUCUGUUGAUCCAGAUACCGUGCCGGCCAAACUGGUCUUCAAUAGAACUGUGACUUUGAAGGAAGAUGCUGGAAAAUAAAAAUAAAAUACGAGUCUGUCACUAGGCGCAACGAAUUUUAUCGACCUUGUUGAGAAACUACACAGACGUAAUUUUUGAAAAAGUCUAUAAACUCAUUACUUUACUUUUCUAUACUUUAUCUACGUUUGAUACAAUUUUUUGCGUAAAUUUAUUCAAGUUAAACGUGAAAAUUCGAAUCUAUGAAAAAAACAGUUGUUGAGUUGAGAGAAAAAAAGAAGCAGAUAUUUUUUUAUGAUCCAAACAAAAAGAGUUUGCUUCUAUUGGACCAUUUUCACGUUAAUCUUUUCAUCAUCGGUGUUUAUUUUUAUUUGGAAUAGCUGCGUUCUCUGUUAUAAAAUCAUUUGCAUUCAUGCAGUACAUUUAAAAAAUGCAGAUACGGUUUAAAAAUCGAACAACUCGUCUUUCAGAGUGAAGUGACUUUUACAGAAUUUGUUCUUUCAACUUGGCCAGCCAAUCAACAAAAGUCCAUACCCACGUUGUAAGAUUUCGUUAUGCAAUAAAAGUGACAAAAAUUCUA